Harpegnathos saltator (Jerdon's jumping ant) is the source of this 2072-nucleotide messenger RNA. RefSeq names its product heparan sulfate 6-O-sulfotransferase (gene Hs6st). Gene Ontology annotation, cellular component: membrane. The record is from RefSeq and is a predicted model, not a curated record. Gene Ontology annotation, molecular function: heparan sulfate 6-sulfotransferase activity. Bases 345 to 1709 code for a protein of 454 amino acids. Lineage: Eukaryota; Metazoa; Arthropoda; Insecta; Hymenoptera; Formicidae. The transcript has 4 exons.
AGAAUCACUGUGCGUCGUACGAGCACGAUCGUGUGUUGCGGUACAAAACGCGCGCCAGCCAACGCUAUCUAAGCACACGGCGACGACGGCGACGGCGACGGCGACGGCGACAGCGACGACGACAUUAUUCGAGCGCCUAUAUAUCUCGAGGAGAGUGGCAGUCUGGCAGGGAGUCGAAGCGCAUGAAAGCGGUGAGGAGAGCGGAGAGCAGAGUAUCUGUCAUGGCCGACGCUCGACGCGAGCGUAGUUACGAUCGAGUCGUCGUGUCGGACGAACGUUGCGCUACGCGUUUACGUCGUCCACUGGUGCCCAAGAAGCCGUGAACGCGCGAGACAUGGGGCGCGAUGCCAACAGGCAGACGAGCAGCGGGUGCCGACGGAUCGGCAGACGUUAGCGAACUCGCUCUGCUCGUGCCGGAGGACUUAUGCGACGAGAGGAGGUCGGCGACGAUGGAGUCGCGGCCGCGCAGGACCCGUUUGCGUAGCGUCGUCGGGGUAUGCCUGCUGCUGGCGCUCAGCGGAAUCAUCUACCUGGGCUAUUUCUGCCCGGAUCAUGUGUGCGCCUUGACCAACCGCGAGAUUAAGGAGUCCGUCAGAUUGUCCGAGGGCCUGCUGUCGCCUGUUGGCUCCGGUCUGUCUUCCGUAUCCAUCGAGGUCGACAGGAACGGUCUGAUGUCGGUUCAUCCCGCGUUCAAGCUUCAGAGCGUCCAAGGCAGCCUCGGCUACGACGAUGUUUUCGCCAACGACACUUUCCAGUUUGAUAUCAAUGCUCACGACGUCAUGGUGUUUUUGCAUAUACAGAAGACUGGUGGGACACUAUUUGGAAAACAUCUGGUGCGAGAUCUAGAUCUGCAAAGACCCUGCUCGUGUCAACGACGACGCAAGCGUUGCUUCUGUUUCCGUCCAAACCGUAACGAAAAUUGGCUGUUUUCACGGUAUUCCACUGGCUGGAAGUGCGGUCUGCACGCGGACUGGACCGAAUUAACGAGUUGUGUGGAUACGGAGCUUAACAAGAUCGAAGGUGAAGGCAUCAAGCGACGUUACUUUUACAUAACUAUUAUAAGGGAUCCCGUCGCGAGGUAUCUCUCCGAAUUCAGACAUGUGCAAAGAGGCGCUACGUGGAGAGGCGCUCGUCAUUGGUGCGGAGGUACUCAAGCGAAUAUACCUCAGUGUUACAACGGGCCCAGCUGGCAAGGUGUCACCUUAGAACAGUUUAUGGCGUGUUCUUACAACUUGGCGAAUAAUCGUCAGACCAGAAUGCUGGCAGACCUAUCAAUAGUCGGCUGUUACAAUUCCACUCUCAGCAGUGCUGACAGAGAUCGUCUAAUGUUGGCCAGUGCUAAGCACAAUUUGCAGUUUAUGCCUUUUUUCAUGUUGACCGAGUAUCAGAAGGUGGGACAAUAUUCCUUCGAAGAAACGUUUGGAAUGCGUUUCGCGGUUGCUUUCGAGCAGCACAAUGCUACGCUCAGCGCAGCUACGAUGGCAACCCUCAGCACGGAGCAAUUAGACGCCGUACGUAGACUCAACAACCUGGACCUGGAACUCUACGAGUUCGCAAAGAAUCUCGCCUUUCAAAGAUUUAAACGGCUUAGAGAUCGUGAUCCCUACUUCGUACAACGAUUUCAACACCUUGGUGAAUUACCGUCGAGGCAAAGCGCCACAGAAUUUAACUGGGAUUCUGUCAUUGAAGAUACCACGGAUAACGAAUGAAGUGUAAGUAUAUCACCGACAUAAUCCUUAUCUCGACACUUCGCAUUCGUCACCACGGUAACGAGUAGCGUUAUUCUGGAUCUGAAUAUCUCGGGCAAAUAGCUUCGGAACAACGAGAUGCUUUGCCGUAACCGAUGCGUAGUUGUCUGCGUGAAAUUUACCAAAAGCACAGAAACGUACACUCGUUUGCAUAACGGUAAUAUGCGUACAGUUUUCCCGAUCAAAUUAAGAGCGCAUCAAAUGGUCACGAUUUGCGAGCGACUGCUCACAGACUUGCAUGAUAAUCGAUUGUACUUACGUUUUACUUGAAUCCUCCGUUGCAGUUGUAACGACGAACGUCUCGUAUAUUAGCACUUCCACUCC